CAAAAAAAUUUCUCCCACUUUUUUGACUUGACCACAGAAAAAUGUCGGGACAGGAACCCCAACUAGCUAACCACCACCCCAAGGCCGCCGCCAAUCUCAACGUCGACCCACCGGAGACCGACGCCGCCGUCCCGUCCACGUGUCAUCCCCCGAGGGACUCCGACACCGCCGAAGGCGAAGCUAAAAGAUUGACCAAAUUGGGAAAAAGCCGGUCCAGAAAUUUCAAGGUGGAGUCCCCCAUGGAUUAUGGACCUGACCCAGACGGCUACUUGCCUGGUCAACCCGUCUCUUCUUCUUCUUCCUCCCGUGAAGAAAAAGUCAGCAGCCUCAAAACUGGUUUGGUUCAUGUUGCGAGGAAGAUGCCGAAAAAUGCGCAUGCCCAUUUCAUUCUGGGACUAAUGUAUCAGAGGCUGGGUCAGCCUUCAAAGGCUGUUUUGGCAUAUGAGAAGGCCGAAGAGAUUUUGCACCGGCCCGAGGUUGACAUUGAUAGAAUAGAGUUGCUUUCACUGGUUCAAAUUCAUCAUGCGCAGUGUAUUAUGCUAGAGAGUUCGGUGGAUGGUAGUUCGGAUAAAGAACUUGAACCUCAGGAGCUUGAGGAGAUUCUCUCGAAACUAAAAGAAUCGAUGCAGUCAGAUGUAAGACAGGCAGCGGUAUGGAAUACUCUCGGUUUGAUACUGCUUAAAACUGGCCGUCUGCAGAGUGCCAUUUUGGUAUUGUCAUCUUUGUUAGCAUUUGCCCCUACCAGCUAUGAUUGCCUUGCAAACCUUGGGAUUGCUUACCUUCAAAGUGGAAAUUUGGAACUGUCAGAAAAAUGUUUCCAGGAAUUGAUCCUCAAAGAUCAAAAUCAUCCCACCGCCUUGAUCAAUUAUGCUGCCCUUCUUUUAUGUAGAUAUGGUUCAGUUGUUGCAGGUGCUGGGGCAAAUGCUGGUGGAGGUGCUUCUGCAGAUCACAUUUCUGCUAUCAAUGUUGCAAAGGAGUGUUUGUUAGCAUCCUUGAAUGAAGAUCCUAAAGCAGGACAUAUCUGGGCUAAUCUUGCAAAUGCCUAUUAUAUGACUGGUGAUCAUAGAAGUUCCAGCAAGUGCUUGGAGAAGGCGGCCAAAUUAGAGCUCAAUUGUAUGUCUACACGAUAUGCUGUUGCAAUACACCGAACCAAGGAUGCAGAACGGCAUCAAGAUCCCCAUGAACUUUACUGGGCAGGAAAUGAAAUGGCUUCAGUUAUAAGAGAUGGAGACUCUGUUUCCGUUGAACUUCCCAUAGCAUGGGCAGGGCUUGCCAUGGUUCACAAAGCCCAACAUGAGAUUUCAGCAGCAUUGGCCACUGAACAGGAUGCCCUGACAGAGGUGGAAGAACACGCUGAUUACAGUUUAAAACAGGCAAUAGCUGAGGAUCCAGAUGAUGCUGUGCAAUGGCACCAGCUUGGUCUUCAUAGCCUUUGUGCGCGACAAUUCACAAAAUCUCAAAAGUACCUCAAAGCUGCAGUUGCCCGUUUUAAAGAAUGCAGUUAUGCAUGGUCAAAUCUAGGUAUCUCACUGCAGCUAUCAGAGGAGCCUUUACAAGCGGAAGAAGUAUACAUGAGGGCCUUGUCAUUGGCGACAACUGAUCUUGCCCAUGCUAUAUUCUCCAACCUCGGCAAUCUGUACCGCCAGCAGAAGCAUUAUGAACGUGCCAAGGCAAUGUUUACGAAAUCUCUUGAACUCCAGCCUGGCUAUGCUCCGGCAUUUAAUAAUUUGGGUCUUGUAUUUGUUGCUGAGGGUCAAUGGGAAGAAGCAAAGUUCUGUUUCAAUAAGGCUCUCCAGGCAGACCCAAUGAUGGAUGCUGCCAAAUCCAACUUGAUUAAAGCUGUGUCUACAUCAAGAUAAUAGACAGGCUUAAGCUCGUCUAUCUGUACCCAAGAUUAGAGUAGGUAGAUUUCCUUAGUGAUGAUUAGGGCAGUAAAAUUGUACUUAUUCAGAAGAAAAGGAGAAGGUGCCUGCCUUAAUCUAUAUGCUGCUUUUAUUUUUAUUUUUGUACAGAGAUACUUAUGAAGAGCUAGAGUUUGCAUCAUAUCACAUUCUAAUACAGAAAAUUCACCUCCCUAGUGAUUUCUGAAAACAAAAAUAAACAAUGUGUGCAAUAGUGAGCAAUUUAUAAUCGGUUUUGCAUGCUGAUGUUUGUGAAUGCCAAAUGUGUCUCCAAAUAUCACAACCCGUGAUUCACCAGUAUUACUACUUUUAUUUAUUCUCUAUGCUGUAAAAUUCAAAAAAUUAUUUAAUUAAGUGGAUUUGUUUCCUUUAAACUAUAUGCUCAUCUCAUAAAUUUCGAGUUCUCACUUUUGAUUCAUAUCGUCAAAGACGUGACCCAAUGCGUAUAGUUUCAACUCGAUGUAUCUAGACACUUCCGUUUCAUCGAGUUGAUUGAUUUUCCACCACUAGUUCUCAUUGAUUUUCCACCACUAGUUCUCAUUGAUGUAAAGCUCUCAGUUGUGACUCUAGAGACUACUAUGCUUCCUUGCAAAGUUGGAAUAACGGCCUUGGACGCCCAUAUAUUUUCCUCGUUGAGUCCCUAAUGACCAAGAAACCGUGUAGGAAAUCCACUCAAGGUAUAGUAUAGGUACUAAUGGCUUCAAGCUUAGGUACCAUGGCUAUCCUCAAUGUUAGAAGCUUCACCAUCAAAUCAUCCAAAAACAGAAGCCCCUGCAAACCGACUAUAAAAACAGUAUCCCUUCUCUCCCACAAAGACCUACCUAUAAGCUUCACUGCCUUCAAAUCCAUGGUGUACGACGAAACUUCCGGUUCCCCAAGCAGGACUACGGCCAUUACCGGUACCAUCCUGUCCACCUUGAUCUCUUCUGAUCCUGCUUUGAGUGCACAACGAGUUGCAGAUGUCGCAGAAGGUGAUAAUCGUGCCUUGGCACUCCUACUACCUAUCAUUCCAGCUAUACUUUGGGUGCUUUACAACAUCCUUGAGCCAGCUUUAAACCAAAUCAACAGAAUGCAAAGUGAAAAGGGAGUCACUAGCCGAAAAAGGAAGUGAGAAAGCCACAAAGGUUUCUUUUCACAAGCUGGUCACUCAUGUAGCUAAUAGAAGUAAGUCAGGGUAGGAAAAACAUAUGUUUGUAUUAUUUGACGUUGUAUCUGAUGUGUUGGUUGGGUGAUUCAAAAAGCUUUACUAUGGUU
Messenger RNA from Rosa rugosa (rugosa rose), 3155 nucleotides. Its product is annotated as probable UDP-N-acetylglucosamine--peptide N-acetylglucosaminyltransferase SEC. The transcript is spliced from 10 exons. The coding region runs from base 42 to 1859 and encodes 605 amino acids. The record is from RefSeq and is a predicted model, not a curated record. Gene Ontology annotation, molecular function: protein binding. NCBI's taxonomy places the organism in Eukaryota, Viridiplantae, Streptophyta, Magnoliopsida, Rosales, Rosaceae.